GAAAAGAUACAGCCUCAACACAUAACAAACUCUCUAUCCAUGCCCAAUAUCAGCAUCAUCGCAAUAGGACAUAGCUUCAACAUCACCUGCAUCUCCGAACGUGGACCUCAGGUCAUCCACUAUGAGCUCAUCCAGGGGGACAGAAUCGUGAAAAAUAUGACGGUCCACGGCAAGGAAGCGGCCACGUUCCAGUUUGAUUAUACUCCGGGACCAAGCAAGAUCUAUUGCAAAGCAAGGACUCCAUCUGGAGAGGAGGAGAUGAGUCAAGCUCUGAUAAUUUUAGGAGAAUCCCCAGACAGUGAGGACAAAGCUUGGGAAAGAGAAAAGAUUGAUAAGGAAGAACGGGACGCCGCACCCAAAUUUCUGAUUUCAUUAACGCACAUCCUGACGUCUGUGUCCCAACCAGUGCAGGACCUGAAUGCCAUCAUCAUCAGCGUCUGUGGCCCCAUUAUCCUCAUUCUGCUUCUACUCGUCUUCUUAACACAUUUCUGUAACCGCCGAGGACGUAAGGUGGGAUCGAGCGUUCUGUCCUCCUGUGUG
Messenger RNA from Staurois parvus, 540 nucleotides. The record is from the annotation of a GenBank genome assembly. NCBI's taxonomy places the organism in Eukaryota, Metazoa, Chordata, Amphibia, Anura, Ranidae.